Messenger RNA from Hydra vulgaris (swiftwater hydra), 3293 nucleotides. RefSeq names its product protogenin. Gene Ontology annotation, molecular function: cell adhesion molecule binding. Gene Ontology annotation, cellular component: cell-cell junction; plasma membrane. Gene Ontology annotation, biological process: cell-cell adhesion. The record is from RefSeq and is a predicted model, not a curated record. Lineage: Eukaryota; Metazoa; Cnidaria; Hydrozoa; Anthoathecata; Hydridae.
CCCCGUGACUAAAGUAGGUCGAGACAUCAAUAGACUCCAGAAAAAAUUUAAUUUUUUUAAACUUUAUUCGUCUAAAAAAUUUACAAAAAUUUAAAAACAAUUUCGAAAUUAAGAAAGAUUCCUAAAACUAUUUUAAAAACUCUAAAAAUAUAAAGUUUAAAAAAUCUAAAAAUUAAAGCAGUAUUUUGUUUCAUUAUCUCAAUUUAUAUUUACACAGAAAUCUGUGACGAAGGUUUCUGUGUAAUCAGUAUUUAAAUGUUUUCUUCCAGCUCAUAAACAAGAUCUUCGGAUUUAUCCUAACGAAUUUUAGCAAAUUUGAAAAAUCCUUUUGUAAAUUAAAUUCUGAGUUGAAAUUUUUUAAAUUAAAGCAUUUCUUUCUUUGAUUGUAUUUAUUUCUUAUAAGCCACAUUCAACAGUAAUAUUUUGUUUUAAAACUAUGAGAAUUAAAAAUCUUUAUCUGCUCAUCCUGUAUUCAAUUAUCAGCUUGAAACUAUCUGCAUCUUUUGUGGUCCCUCCUCCAACUUUUGCUGAAGAGCCUCAAGACACAUGGUUCUUUAACUCAUCAUCAUCUAAACUUAGUUGUGUUGCAAACCAAGAUCCAGUCGGAGUUGCUUAUCAGUGGAUGUAUGAAACAGAAAUAGAUUCAAAGUUUACAAAUUUAACUCAUAUACAAGUAGAUAAGUAUGGUGCAUAUGUUUGUCUUCUUUCAAACUCUUUUGGAACAGUAAGAAGUCGCACAGCACUAGUUAAAAAACCUGUGAUUGUUUAUCGUGAUAUGAAAAAUUUUCAUAAAAAUAUCAUAAAUGGAGGUUAUUUGUUUUUACCGUCUCUGGAAGUUUAUGAGAGUAUUCCACCAAUUGCCGAAAUAUUUUGGCAAAAAAAAAAAAAAUCUCAGCAGUGGGAAGUUCUUCAUAAAGAUUCAUACACAAAAAAUGGCAGUUUGCUAAUUCGAAAAGUGAAUGCUGAAGAACACAACACAAGUUUCAGUUAUAUUAUGAAACAAAAGAAUGGCCAUUCAGUAGCUGGCUACACUGUUACUGUUAACAUAAUAGGAAUUUCACCUGACUCGUUACAUUGUAAAAACAACUAUAGUCUUGCUUUAAUAGAAGUGUCACCUAAUGUUACAUUAUAUGUUGGACAAGAAAUAUCAAUUGAGUGUUUAGCAUUUUUUAAUAAUUGCAGUUUUCCCCCAACUAUUUCGUGGUUUUAUAAUUAUUCGAGUGUUGAAAAUCAAAUUUCAAGAAACAAAGCUGUUCUUAAUAUUUUCAACAGCAAUCUUUCAAAUAGUGGUAACUAUAUUUGUGAAGUAGCUGGAUAUAGCUAUAUACCUCGUGUAACACGUGUAACUGUUUUAGUAAAACCAAGCCUUAACAUUGUGAAUGAUUCUGUAACGUUUUAUGUUAAAAAUAAUGCUUCAAUCACAUUGGAUACUAUAGCAUUAACGUCUAGGGUUGGUCUGAAAUGUUUUGAAUGGUAUUUUAACGGAAAAUCUUUGUCUGCAAAUUCAAAAUACAAUUAUACUUCAGAUUACAAACUGAUAGUUAAUCAACCAGUUGAAUCCGAUUCUGGAAUUUAUCAAGUGUUUUAUUUUUUUGAUGGAUUUGAAUUAAAACAUGCUUUCAAUGCAUUUUUUGUAUACGAUACAUCUAUUAUGGUCACUGAUUUGCUAACAUCAACAUCUACUUUGUUUAAAAGAGUCUCAACAACAGACUUCAAAACUUUAUCUAAUUCUACUGAGGCUGUAAAGGUCUUUUCAGUGUUUUCACUUGUUUCUGUUUGUUCAUUGACCAAACCUUCCAGUAUUGUUUUGUCAUCUGCUGUUUCUAUUCAAUCAGUAGUAGUUACAUUACCAUCUCUUGUUUCAGAAAAAGAGCUUAUAAAAAGUGUCACUGAUUUGCUUACAUCAACAUCAAUUUUGUCUAGUAAAGUUUCAACAAUAAGUUUUAUGUCAUCAUUACUGUCUUCAUUUAAAUCUUCCUGUCCUAGUAUGUCAUCUGUUGUUUCAACUCGGUCAGUUUCAAUCAGUAAUUCAGUAGCAGUACCAACUCUUGUUCUGGAAAAAAAACUAAUGAAAAAUGAUGCAUUAAUAACUGGUCUGUCUGUUGGAAGUGCUGUUUUGAUUAUUGGCUUGUUGAUUGGCUUAAUAAUGAGGAAACGUUGCUUCAUAAAGAAUGGUAUUGAAAAGAAAGGAGUUAAUGAAAUGGCAUUGUGUGAAAAAAAGAGAUUAAGUACUUCCACUAAAAAAACUAAUGAUUAUGAAGUUCCUGUAAACAACGAAUAUGCAGUUUUAGAAAAACAAGAAAAUACUUAUUGCCACGAUGAACCAAACUAUCAAUAUCGCGAUGAACCAAACUAUCAUAUCAUAGAAGCGGAAAAUUACAAUUCUUUAGAUUCUUCAGAUAAUAAUACAGAUUUUAACAAAAAACGUAGUAAAGACAAUUACAGCUUUGAACCAGAAUACAAAGAACUUGAGGACAGUGGCAGAUGUGUAGCCAAUGAUUCUAAAAAUUAUGCUUCGAUUUAUGCUUGUGUACCGGAAGUAACAAAUGAUAACUUGUCUUAUUUCAAAAAUAAAGUAAACCCAACCAAAAAUGUUCUCACCGAAAUGAAAUUGAGUCCUGCAACCAAUAGACCUUCAGAUAUAUAUACUUCAAUAAAAAACAAUCAUGUUUCCAAUAAAAAUACUUUACCAAGUAGACCUACAGAUAUAUACACCUCUUUGAAUAAUAAAGAUGGCCAAUCGCCUGAACCAUAUGCAAUGUUAAAGUUUAACUCAUCUACAGAAAAGCAUGCGAAAAAUAGCUAAAAAAAAAUCAAUUAUUAGCAAUUUGUUUUUAAAACUUUUAAUUUUUAAAUCUUCGAUAUUUUAAUUUUGUAUAUAGUUAAUAAUAACAAGUUUUAAUAAGAACAAUUUGUAAUGCAUUUGAUUUUAAAAUAUGUAUUUAGUUUUAUAUAAUAAAGUUUUAUAUUGACUGUAUGUGUUUAGAUGCAUGUGUGUGUAUAUACACAUAUACACACACAUAUACACAUACAUCUACACACAUACACACACAUGAGUGCGUAGAUGUAUGUGUAUGUGUGUGUGUAGAUGUGUGUAUACACACACAUACAUCUACACAUACACAUACAUCUACACACAUGUGUGUAGAUGUAUGUGUAUGUGUAGAUGUAUGUGUGUAUAUACACGUAUACAGACACACAUACAUCUACACACAUAUAUUCAAUUGUUAGGUUUUUUUAUUAUAUUUUGUAUGAUUAAAAGAAUCUUCAAAGAAUAUUUUCUCUUAAUCGCA